AUGGCUGGUCCCGGAGGGGCGGAGGACAAAGCCCCGCAGUCCCCCGGGUUGGGGCGGGGGUCGCGGCGGGACCUCCGAGGCCUUGGCCGGGAAGGGCCGCUGGAAAAGCCCCCCCCCCGGCCCGCGACCCCCGCGCUCCCCCAAAAGCGGCUCCCCCCCCACCGGUUCCCCCCUCCGCUGCCCCGGGGCUCCCCGCUGCCCCCCCCCCCCCCCAUCAUCCCGGUACAACCCCCCCCCGCCCCCCGGGGCCCUGUCCCGCACCCCCCGGCCGGCCCCGCGGCUCCCGUGGGGGGGGUGCCCGCCGUCCCCGAGCCCCUCCGGCCCCGAGUGACGCCCCCCGAGCCCCCCCGCGCCCCACACGGGGUCGCCCCGCGGUCCCCCCGCACCUCCCGCGGGCCGCCAUGGCAACAACUCCCGCCGCACCCGCCGCCAUCUUUGUUCCUCCCUCAGCCGGCCCCGCCCCCGGCGGCCUCGCCGGCGGCUCUGCGCGUGCGCCGCCCUCCCGGCCACGCCCCCCCGGCGCCGCGCGUCGCCAUGGAAACCGCGCGGCGUCUUAAAGGGACCGCGACCCGCGCGGGUUUCUGA
Molecule: messenger RNA, 585 nt
Organism: Vidua chalybeata
Lineage: Eukaryota; Metazoa; Chordata; Aves; Passeriformes; Viduidae
Exons: 2
Coding region: 1-585 (194 amino acids)
Source: RefSeq, a predicted model, not a curated record